AUGUAUGUGACAUGGGUUGGUACAGUAAUGUUUUACUAUGUGAUUUUAGUGAAUGUCACUUUUUGUCAUUUUCAAAUUUCCCGCCGUUCCGUCCCCCGUACAUCCUGACACUCGCAGGGGACGGAACCCAGAUGACAGAUGCCGGCAUCCGCCGGAUUACAUUGCCGGGGACACUGCAGGACACUCACAUCGUGUGAGCGCAGGACAAGGUAAGUGAUCGAGGGAUCGUGGAGCAGCGCCGCAUGGUAAGCCCGAGUGUAGCUCGGGGUUACCGCUUGUGCUACACUCGGGAAUACCGCCAGGGAGGCUAC
Molecule: messenger RNA, 311 nt
Organism: Staurois parvus
Lineage: Eukaryota; Metazoa; Chordata; Amphibia; Anura; Ranidae
Source: the annotation of a GenBank genome assembly